Molecule: messenger RNA, 3195 nt
Organism: Prunus armeniaca (apricot)
Lineage: Eukaryota; Viridiplantae; Streptophyta; Magnoliopsida; Rosales; Rosaceae
Source: the annotation of a GenBank genome assembly
AUGGCAGAAUUCACUCAUGAAAGCACAGAAGACCAGGAGGAAGAGGAACUACAGGAGGAAGUGUUAGAUUUUGCACCAGCUGCACUGGAUGACUCUCUGCCAGAAGUGGAAGAUCCUUUACAGGAAAUAAACUUAGGGACAGGGGAGAAUCCAAGGCCUACCUUUAUCAGCGCACUAUUGAAAGAACCACUUAAGAAUGAACUCAUUGCACUUCUACAAAAGUUCAGAGAUUGUUUUGCUUGGCAUUAUCAUGAGAUGCCAGGAUUAGAUAGGGAAUUGGUAGAACACAGGCUGCCAAUCAAAGAGGGAUACCUUUCAGUCAAACAGGCCAGAAGAAGGAUGUCCAUGGACACAGAACUGAAAGUCAAGGAAGAAAUAGAAAGGUUGCUUAAGGUAGGAUUCAUCAGGCCAGCCAUCUAUGCUGAUUGGCUAGCUAAUAUUGUACCAGUUCUGAAAAGAAAAACCGGGGCAGUCAGAAUUUGUGUGGAUUACAGAAAUCUGAAUGACGCCUCUCCCAAGGAUGAGUACCUUAUGCCAAUGGCAGACAUGCUAGUAGAUGGAGCUGCCCACAACCAGAUGCUAUCUUUUAUGGAUGGCAACGCAGGUUACAAUCAGAUCAUGAUGGCAGAAGAAGACAUCCACAAAACAGCCUUCAUGUGUCCAGGACAUAUAGGUGCUUUUGAAUACACUGUAAUGCCUUUUGGCUUAAGAAAUGCAGGGGCUACUUAUCAAAGGGCAAUUAAUUCUGUUUUCCAUGAUAUGAUAGGGCAUUCCUUGGAAGUUUAUAUUAAUGAUGUGGUGAUUAAAUCACCAGAUGAGGAACAAACCUUUAAGUGGGAAGAACAGCACCAACAAGCUUUUGAGGAAAUCAAGCAUUACCUCUCAAAUCCACUAGUUCUGUCCCCACCAAAGAGGGGCAGACCACUCAAGUUCUAUGUAUCUGCAUCAGAAGUAUCCAUUGGGAGUUUAUUGGUUCAAGAUAACAAGGAAGGGAAGGAACAUGCAGUCUACUACCUGAGCAGAACUCUGACAGAGGUGGAAAGAAAAUAUUCUGCAAUUGAAAGACUUUGCCUAGCCUUGUACUUCACUGCUGUGAAGCUCAGACAUUACAUGCUGCCAUACACCAUCUACAUCAUUGCCAAAACAGAUCUGAUCAAAUACAUGCUAACAAGACCAAUGCUGAGAGGCAGAAUUGGAAAAUGGACCUUGGCCUUGACAGAAUUUGCCUUCAGAUAUGUUCCUCAGAAAGCCGUCAAAGGACAAGCUGUGGCAGACUUCCUAGCAGAUCAUCCCGGGGAGGAGAUUGAAAACAUGGACUCUUUAGACAUAGCAAAUGCAGAUCUAUUAACCAGAGCUCACAUCUGCCUCAACAAUCCUAUCUAUUCAGUUCAUCUUGCACCUUGGAAGUUAUACUUUGAUGGAUCAAAAACUGAUAUAGCUUCUGGGGCAGGAAUUGUUUUGGAAGAACCACUUGGAAUCAGACACUGUUACUCUUUCCAAUUGGAUUUCCAGUGCACCAACAACAAGGCAGAAUAUGAGGCUUUAAUCAUUGGCUUGGAAAUGCUGGUAGAACUAGGAAUCCAAUCUGUGGAAAUUUUGGGAGAUUCCAUGCUAGUUUUAAAACAAAUUGCUGGGGAAUACAAGUGCCUAAGUCCUUCUCUAGCCGUCUACUUGGUGGCAGCCAGGAAUCUUCUGACAGAAUUCAAAGAAGCCACUUGGGAACAUAUCCCAAGGGAAGAAAAUUUUGCAGCCAAUGAAUUGGCUCAGGUGGCAACAAGCAUACAAAUGCCCGAAGAUUGUGUACAAAGAAUCAUCAGGAUAGGGAAGAAAAGCCUACCAUCUGUUCUGACCAGGGGGAUGGAAAUAGAUGUCAAUUCUGCCACAAUCACUGAAGAUUAUUGGAGAAAUCCUAUCAUGACUUACUUACGAUAUCCAACUCUGCCCUCUGAAAAGAGAGUCAGAAUCAUGGCUUUAAACUACCUUAUGUGGAACGAAGAUUUGGUCCGAAAGAGUAAGGAUGAGGUGCUUUUAAGGUGCCUCGGAAAGAAAGAAUACAUGAAAGUCAUGGGAGAAACCCAUGAAGGAAUCUGUGGAGCACAUCAAGGUGGGAGAAAAAUGUGCCGGUUAAUUAGAAGAUAUGGCUACUUCUGGCCAACCAUGAUGAAAGAUUGCAUUAACUAUUCCAAGGGGUGUGAAUCUUGUCAAAGACACGGCCCAAUCCAGCAGGCUCCUUCAAUUCCCAUGAAUCCAGUGGUAAAACCAUGGCCCUUUAGAGGAUGGGCAAUGGAUCUCAUUGGCAAGAUCUAUCCAACCAGCACCCAGCAGCACUGCUUUAUCAUUGUUGCCACAGACUAUUUCACUAAGUGGGUAGAAGCCAAGCCUAUUAAAACCACUACAGCUCAAGAGAUCAUCAUUUUCAUAGAAGAACAGAUUAUACAAAGAUUUGGCAUCCCAAAAUCAAUCACAACUGAUAGAGGAUCUUCUUUCAUAUCCGGAGAAAUGCUGGACAUGGCAAAGGCAUUCAAAUUCAGACUGCUCCAGCCCAUUCCUUAUUAUGCCCAAGCCAAUGGGCAGGCGGAAUCAACCAACAAAGUGGUCAUCAACAUUAUCAGAAAAAUGCUUGAGAAGAAUCCAAAACAGUGGCAUGAGAAGUUGUCAGAAACUCUGUGGGCAUAUAGAACUUCAAAAAGAGAAGCAACUGGCAUGACUCCCUAUGCAUUAACCUACGGUCAUGAUGCAAUUCUGCCUAUGGAGAUAGCUGUUCAGUCCCUCAGAAUUGCUCAACAACAUAACUUAGUAGGAGAAAACUACUCCCAAGCCAUGCUGCUGGAACUAGAAGGAUUGGAUGCAAGCAGAAUUGACACUCUCAACAAACUCCUGGCAGGAAAGCAAGCUGUAUCAAGGGCUUACAACAAAAGAGUCAAGAACAAGAGUUUUGAAGAGGGAGAGAUAGUCUGGAAAGCAGUUCUGCCCCUUGGAACACAUCUGGCUGGUUAUGGAAAGUGGUCACCUACAUGGGAAGGCCCUUUCAUAAUCAAUCAGAUUCUUGGAAUGGGGGCAUACAGGUUGCAGGAUAGGGAUGGAGAAAUUCAUACUGCCCCAAUCAAUGGCAAAUGGUUAAAAAAGUUUUAUCCAACCAUGUGGGAUUCACAGGCUGUACAAACAGAUCUUGGGAUAGAGACGGGACUACACUAA